Messenger RNA from Chrysoperla carnea, 1022 nucleotides. RefSeq lists its product as uncharacterized. The transcript is spliced from 2 exons. Bases 42 to 1022 code for a protein of 326 amino acids. The record is from RefSeq and is a predicted model, not a curated record. NCBI's taxonomy places the organism in Eukaryota, Metazoa, Arthropoda, Insecta, Neuroptera, Chrysopidae.
GACAAUUUAAAUAAAGAAGACAAUUUUGUUUCUUUGAAAUAAUGGAGAAUAUGAAUACCACGCUGGCCCACUCUGGCCCAUCGGCUGAUGUCGAAAAAUUAGUUGAUGGCCAAAUUCCUAAGAGAAUGAAAAGAAAAAGAAGGAAAAGUACUAUUUGUAGUAUCUGUCCAACAACAGACUUUGAAGAAAGUCAUUCUUACAAACAGUCAAAACAAGAUUUUGAAAAAAACAAUGUGCAAAAAUCGAAUGAAACUCAGGUAGGCGAAUUUGAAAAAACAGAUCAAAAUGUAAGCGGAUCGGAGAUAAACGACCCAAGCGUAGAAAAAUUGGAAACUAAUUCAUUAUCGGAUGUCAUAUCAACCGGAUGUGUUGAUGAAGAAAGUAUAACUUCUUCGCCAGAAGUAACGUCUUCGUGUGUUACGCCACCAAUUAUUAAUAAUGAAGAAUUAUCAAAUUUUUUAACUGAUAACACAAUAUCAGCAGACGAAGAAAAUAUAACGGAAAAUAAUGUAAUGGUUAAAAUUUCAGAAUAUUGUCGAAAUUUAAAUUUGAAAAACAAUCCAUCAAACGAACUAGAAAUUCCUAUAAUAGAUUUAACAUACAAUGAAUUUAUUAAGAAAGAAGAUUCUGAAUGUGAAAUCGUAGAAAUUGUAGACCAACCAACGUUUUUAUCAGAACAACAAAAAGAUAUUAUUAAAAAAAUAAAAACUUGUAUGUUAUUUAUUUGUGGUUAUGCACGUACUUUCAAGAAAACUAAGUUAGAUCAAGUGGAACAAGCUCGAGAGGAAAUAUAUAUAAUUGAUAUUAUUGCAAAUAGAGCUAGGACAAUUGAACCGAUUUUAUCUACACAUUUACAUUAUUUCAACGAUAACAUGUUUAAAGCGCUACGAGACGCUAUUAAUGAAUCGACAGCGGAUAAAAACUUCACUAUUGAAGACGUUAAGCAUGCGUUUUACUCAUUAAUUAUUCCAUCGCAACUAUUGCGAAAAGAAUUUUUAGAAAUCGAAUUUUUAAACGAGUAG